UGCCACAAUCGCGCAGCUUCGCGCAGCCUAUUGAUAAAUGAAUGGUUAGCGGUGAUUGCUCAAGCAGUGCCUUGAUGGGCCCAGCACCUAGUGCAGCCAAAACUCUCAGUGCGCAUGUUUACUCCUGUCUUCAGGUCAACGCGUGCGGUGGAAGUCCGCUGUUAGCGGUUGUACACGUCAGCAACGGCCCCUACCCUCGAAGGCUCGCUUGACCCGAUUCCUCGCCUCGCUCUGUCGUUCUACCGUAUCCCCCUGCAGGUCCCCUCGAGCUGCCGCUGGACCAGGCCUUUUGAGCCGCCUACGUCAAGUUGGGCAGCACGUGGCGCAGGCCGUGAGCACGAAGGGCAAGCGCUUGGCGUUCCUGCUGCGUGAGAGCCGAGCGCGCGGCACCGUCGGGCCCGCACCACGCGCCGUGACGUGCCGGCGUCCGCCCACGCCCAUCCACGCCAUGAGCACCCCGCGCCUGCUCCGCCACGUCUCCAACCUGCGGGAAGAGGAGUCGCUCCUGACCCAGAUGGUGCGCGAGGCGACAGCUGCGUACGAGCACGUGCUCGGCUUGGUUCAGGCAGUGCGCCACAUGCCGUCUGAGGCGCGUGUGCACAUGGUGCUGGAGUCAUUGCUGCGCCAGCAGGCGGUGGGAUGCACCAUUCCACACACGCACAGCGAUAGCGUGCUCGAGUCGCGGUUGCUGUGCCAGGCGGCGGCGCACCUGAAGGCGCUUCGGGAACUGAGGGUACAGCUGGGGGCGGUGCAGUCGCAGCUGCACGCCGCACUGGAUGGGCUGUACGACCGCACCGCGGCUUCGGCGGUCGCAGCCCGCGCUCACAGCGGCAGCUCCACUGUCGUGGCUGCGGCUGCGGCGGAGUCAUCAGGCGCGCAGCCGGAGGCACCCGAGCAGCUCAGCAGCCCAUCGCACCAGCAGCAGUGGCAGCGGAGCUCCACCAUCCCCGGGUCGCCGUCCAGCAGCCCUCAGGCGUCCUCGUCGGCUGCCUCCUCAGCGCGCACCGUCAUCAUCCGCGAUGGCGAUGAGGAGAAUGACGCCACGUACGACAGCGGCUUCGCCGCCUCCGCCGGCGGCGGCAGCAGCGGCGGUCGCUACGAGCAGUACAAGCAGUGCCCCCAGCACCUGCUGGCGGCGGAGCUCGUGCUGACCUCGCCGCGGCAGCUGGGCCGCCGCCGCCGGGAGGCCAACUCCAGUGCCUGCAGCCGCCGGGCCGCCGCCGCCGCCGUGCGCAGUCUGUUUGGCAACAACCACGGCGCGGCGGCGGGCGUCAGUGCUCGUGUCAACAGUGGUGGGGCCGGCGGCGCGGCCAGUAGCGACUCCAGUGUGUUCGACCUCAUCUCCCUCAGCUCAGCCUGCCCCAGCCCGCCGCUGCCAUCUUGGGGCUGCUCUGCAGCCACGGUGGCCGCCGGCAGCAUCAGGCAUCAGCGCCACGCGGCGGUGCUGUGCAGUAAGGAGGGCCGUCAGGGCCCCGAGCAGCAGCUGCAGCCAAUGGACCAGAUGCAGGAGUCGUGGAGCUUUGCGGACGCCGCCAGCUCAAUGUCGUGCGACCUGGUGGCUCGCGACGUGUACCACCCCAAGUCCGGCCGCCACCUGGACCUGAGCCCGAGCCGCCAGAGCCCUGCCGCGGCCCCGCCGGCCACCAUCGCCGCCACUAGCAGCAACAUGGUCCGCAGCGGGCCGUCGCUGCAUGCGGUGAGCGUCAUGCUUCCAGGCGGCGGCGUGCUGCCUGCCAACUACCAACUGACACCGGAAGCCAAGGCCUGGUUCGAGGACCUUCGCAAGCGAGCGGAGGAGGCAGAGGCGCAGCAGCUAGCGAUGGAGAUGGCGUCACCCACCGGUAGCGGCGGCAGCAGCAGCCGCAUCGACCUGGUGGCCGCGGAUUCCGUCCUGCAGCAGUCGGCAGCGCCUUCGGCGGCGGCAGCAGGGCUUUGUGAUGAAUUCUGCAACCAGCACUAUCAGCCAAGCGAGGGCGGCGACUUCGACUUUCCGUCACCGCCGCCUCCGCCGGCCUACGAGGAGAGCUGGCAGCACCCCACGCUAAUGGCCGGCGGCGCCGUCGCGGGCAGGCGCGGUGACAGCGCCACCGAGGCCUGCUGCACCGGCGAUGUGGACACCCAGACUGGCAGCGGCCCCAGCUGGACGGCGCACACCACCGCCAGCGGGUACGGAACCGGCGGCAUGGCCGCCUGCUGGCCCGCGGCCGCCGGAGCUACAGGCGUGAUGGCCUGUGGGGCGGCGGGGCACGUGCAGCUGGACAGCGACGGGUACGGGUACUGCUGGAAGCGGCUAGAGCAGGAGGCUACCGCCAUGUUUGCGGACGAGUUCGAGGGCUUCAAUGACAUCCCGCUGACAGACCGCAGCGGCGCCCCGGAUGCCAGUGACGAGCAGCAGGAUGAGGAGGAAGAGGAGGAGCAGGAGUGGCCGCCUCGUGAUCAGGAGGUGCUUGAUGCGCUGAUUGCUGAGGGCGCCAGUAACGCCUACGCCUCGGAGGUUGUGCAGGGCGUGCCGUUCACCUACUACACGAAGGCGGUCUUCACACCGCGCAAAUGGAACUGAGAGAGGGCAGCAGGGCGGGAGCGUGUUUGAACGGGGUUUCCAAGCGGAGCGCGGGACACGCACGCAAGCGCAGGUGCGUGCGGCCACAGAGCGGCAGGUUCUGAGCAGCAGUGCGUGCAGAGCAGCAGCAGGAUCUUCGAGUGAAUAAUACGGUACGGCCCAGUGACGAUAUAUUCGUAGCCACAAGCAGAGAGUGCGGUCCCCGAUACGGUAGGCUCCCACAUGCGGAGGGCACCGGGGCGCCAUGGCGCAGGGCAGGCAAGACAGGCAAGCAGCUUAGGUUAUACUUACAUGGAUCUGUCAUUCUGCUAUGGUGCUAUCAGCAGGCUACGAUGCUACCGUAUCAGGUUAUGAUGCUACGAUGCUAAGGUUAUUGAUGGGCCCAAUGUGCACCAGCAGGAGGCGCCCGGCUGUUUCUGGGUAGGUUUUGACACCAGACACUGCAAGCCGUACGCACGCGCAUGAUGGGACAGCAGGCUAGGACUAUGAUGAUGUUCGUAAGGAUGGAGAGCAAUGUGCUUGGACUGGAGUCGCUGCUGUGGGGCAGGCACAUCAGGUGCAAUAGAAGGCGGCGGCUGGGGAUGGUGCCGCAGUGGCAAUGCGGACUGCAGAGGCUCGAGGUACAACGCAGUGACUGUGACAUUGCCACUGCCGUCAUACCAUACAUGGAUGAAUAAUGAUUUGUUGUAGGGCUGUGAUUCAUGCCCUUUGUAAGAUGCUAGAGCCUAGCGGACGUUUGGGCGCGCGUAGAGUACGUGUCCCUACUGCCUUAGUCCUCGAUAUGUUUGCUCGCUCUUCAUACCAAUUUGUUUGGAAGCUCCAAGGGCCGCUUAUCACGCGAUUGAUUCUUACUUUGUGAGGGAUGAGGGUCUCGUAUUGAUUGAUCUGUCAAUGUGUGUGUGUGUGUGUGUGUGUGUGUGUGUGUGUGUGUGUGUGUGUGUGUGUGUGUGUGUGUGUGUGUGUGCGUGCGUGCGUGCGUGCGUGCGUGCGUGCGUGCGUGCGUGCGUGCGUGCGUGCGUGCGUGCGUGUAUGCGUGUGUAUGUGAUUAUGUGAUUUGUCUCUUGGUGUGGCCGGUGAUUACGGUACCCCCUUGAUUUGGCGCUAAUGACUAAUCUGAUUUUACAUAGUUCUAGCACGUGUUGCUGCUCACGGGUGCGUAGGGCGUCUGUCCUAGUUAUUUAGCACGAGAGGCCUGACGGCCUGAGCUGAGGCCUGAACUGACAGGUGACAAUAUUGCGCACCCCGUAUUGCACAGCAAACAUGGGCACGCACCUGCAUCGCUCUGCGGAGCUAAUUGCUCACACCCCCUGCCACCACUGCGU
Molecule: messenger RNA, 3882 nt
Organism: Chlamydomonas reinhardtii
Lineage: Eukaryota; Viridiplantae; Chlorophyta; Chlorophyceae; Chlamydomonadales; Chlamydomonadaceae
Exons: 1
Coding region: 449-2560 (703 amino acids)
Source: RefSeq, a predicted model, not a curated record